Molecule: messenger RNA, 1206 nt
Organism: Letharia columbiana
Lineage: Eukaryota; Fungi; Ascomycota; Lecanoromycetes; Lecanorales; Parmeliaceae
Exons: 8
Coding region: 1-1206 (401 amino acids)
Biological process (GO): signal transduction
Cellular component (GO): plasma membrane
Molecular function (GO): GTPase activity; GDP binding; GTP binding
Source: RefSeq, a predicted model, not a curated record
AUGUGGACCGCAAAUGUAGACAUUCUCGAGACCGGUCCGCAUUCUCUGGACUUCCGCCUCAACGAAAAGAAAAUCUUGAGAGACUAUGUCUUGGUCAUCACGAUUGCGACCACUCCACGAGCGUCCAUCACCAGGAAGCUGUAUGCUGAGACGUCAGACUCUAGCCCGGAUGUCGUCGAAGAAGACUUCAAGAGUCAAGACCCGCCUUUGGCCGUCAAGACGAUCUACAAUGCUUUAGCCGAUGAAGAAGAGAUCUGUGACGAAAUCAUAAGAGAUCGACUCAACAGUCUCUUCGAGAUCGCAUCUGAGAUCCCUUCUAACGAGGCAUCUACACCUAUUGAGCACGCGACAUGCGCAGUUCAGAACGUCCAGAAUGCUCUCACUCCUGGAGAUGAACAACCAGAUUCCUCGAUGACAGGCGGGACUUAUCCGACCCUGUUGAACCCAGCCAGGACCGCGGUCUCCGGCGUAACAACACAGCCAGGAUAUAGUGUAGAGAAGACCACAGCUUCGAAGAAGGACAGAGUUUCAAUGAAACGCCUCUUCAAUACUUCGAAUAGGAGAGAGUACCACAUCGUCGUGCUAGGCGCCGGCGGUGUAGGGAAGAGCUGUCUGAUAGGGCAAUUCUUACAAAACGCCUGGAUCGACACCUACGAUCGCACAAUAGAAGACUCGUACAGGAAGCAAAUAGAGGUCGAUCUUGUUAGUGACGUGAUUCAGGGACGGCAAGUCAUCCUCGAGAUAUUAGACACGGCAGGCGAAGAGCAAUCCACGGCCAUGCGCGAACUUCAUAUAAAAUCCGGGCAAGGCUUCCUCCUCGUCUUCAACACCACGUCCCUCUCCUCCCUCGAUAAGCUCUCCAGUCUACACGAUCGAAUAGUUCGUAUCAAAAACGACCCUCUCACCCCACUGGUCGUCGUCGGCAACAAGUGCGACCUGAAGGAAGACCGCGCCGUUUCACGGGCCAAAGCCUUGGCGGUAGCUCAAUCCUGGAAUGCACCGUAUUAUGAAACGAGCGCAAGAGCGAGGACGAACGUCGAUGAAGCUUUUGUGGAUCUCUGCAGGCAGGUAAUCCGUAGGGAUGUAGCUGCCGAGCAGACUAGCGUAAUGGAGACUAAAGAUCGAAAAUGGAUGGGCAGGCUUCAUAGAGGGGCUAAGGAAAUGAAGAAAAAAGGGAGCUUGAGGAGUGGCUGUGUUAUUCUAUAA